Molecule: messenger RNA, 4718 nt
Organism: Ornithorhynchus anatinus (platypus)
Lineage: Eukaryota; Metazoa; Chordata; Mammalia; Monotremata; Ornithorhynchidae
Gene: FAR1
Product: fatty acyl-CoA reductase 1
Exons: 13
Coding region: 95-1714 (539 amino acids)
Biological process (GO): long-chain fatty-acyl-CoA metabolic process
Cellular component (GO): peroxisome
Molecular function (GO): alcohol-forming very long-chain fatty acyl-CoA reductase (NADP+) activity
Source: RefSeq, a predicted model, not a curated record
CGCGCCCCGCACAGCCCCCGCAGCGCCGCACCCGCACGGACGCCGGGGCCCCGAGCCGGGAGCGGGGCCGCAGCCAACAGCGUCGGGGGUCAGGAUGGUUUCGAUCCCAGAAUACUACGAAGGGAAGUCUAUCCUCCUCACUGGAGCUACCGGCUUCUUGGGGAAGGUGCUUCUGGAGAAGUUAUUGAGAUCGUGUCCUCAGGUGAAGUCCGUGUACGUGUUGGUGAGGCAGAAAGCCGGGCAAACCCCUCAAGAGCGAGUGGAGGAAUUACUCAGCGGGAAGCUCUUUGACAGAUUGAAAGAUGAAAAUCCCGAAUUUAAAGAGAAAAUCAUAGCAGUCAACAGUGAACUCACACAACCCAAACUGGCCCUCAGCGAAGAAGAUCAAGAGACCAUCAUCGAUUCUGUUAAUAUUAUAUUCCACUGUGCUGCUACCGUCCGAUUCAAUGAAUCCCUUAGAGACGCCGUUCAGUUAAACGUGAUUGCAACCCGCCAGCUCAUCCUCCUCGCCCAGCAAAUAAAGAAUCUGGAAGUGUUCAUGCAUGUGUCCACGGCUUACGCGUACUGCAAUAGGAAGCAUAUUGACGAAGUCGUCUACCCUCCGCCGGUGGACCCCAAGAAACUCAUCGAUUCCCUAGAAUGGAUGGACGACGGCCUUGUUAACGAUAUCACUCCCAAACUGAUAGGCGACAGACCCAACACAUAUAUUUACACCAAAGCCUUGGCGGAGUACGUCGUUCAACAGGAAGGGGCUAAACUCAAUGUGGCCAUCGUAAGGCCAUCAAUCGUCGGAGCCAGUUGGAAGGAGCCUUUCCCGGGAUGGAUCGAUAACUUCAACGGACCCAGUGGCCUCUUCAUUGCUGCAGGGAAAGGAAUCCUUCGAACAAUGCGAGCUUCCAACAGUGCCCUCGCCGAUCUCGUUCCUGUGGAUGUCGUGGUGAACACCAGCCUAGCAGCAGCCUGGUAUUCUGGAGUUAAUAGGUAUACCAGACCAAGAAACAUCAUGGUGUAUAACUGUACGACGGGUAGCACCAAUCCUUUCCACUGGGGUGAAGUUGAAUACCAUGUAAUUUCCACUUUCAAGAGGAAUCCUCUCGAACAGGCUUUCAGGCGGCCCAAUGUAAAUCUAACCUCCAAUCACCUUUUAUAUCAUUAUUGGAUUGCUGUGAGCCAUAAGGCCCCAGCAUUCCUGUAUGAUGUCUACCUCAGGAUUACAGGAAGAAGUCCAAGGGUCCCCGGGCUAAUUGGACCUCCAGAUGAUCCUAAAGGAAAUGAUGCCAAUCAGUCCAUAGGGAUGAUGAAAACAAUAACUCGUCUUCAUAAGGCGAUGGUGUUCCUAGAGUACUUCACAAGCAACUCUUGGGUGUGGAAUACUGACAAUGUCAAUAUGUUAAUGAACCAACUGAACCCCGAAGAUAAAAAGACAUUUAAUAUUGAUGUGCGACAGUUGCACUGGGCAGAAUAUAUAGAAAACUACUGUAUGGGAACUAAGAAAUACGUGUUGAAUGAAGAAAUGUCUGGUCUCCCCGCAGCUAGAAAACACCUGAACAAGUUGCGGAACAUCCGUUACGGCUUCAAUACUAUCCUCGUGAUCCUGAUCUGGCGUAUUUUUAUUGCGAGAUCACAAAUGGCGCGAAACAUCUGGUACUUCGUGGUUAGUCUGUGUUAUAAGUUUCUGUCCUACUUCCGAGCAUCCAGCACUAUGAGAUACUGAAGAAGAGAAUUUAGCAUUAGGACAUCUAUGCAUUUAGUGGUCUAACUGCACAAAACCUGUAAACUGUACUUAGUCAUCUCAUGUUUUGUCAAGACAUUAAACCAUCUUAGAUCUGAGGUGUGAAGUAAAUUACAGUACAAUUUAUGUAACAUAGAAAUGUGUAUUCUCAUGAAAACCUAAAAGAUUUUAACAGGUGGAUUGCCUGAAUUAGCCAAGAAUCUGGUGAAAAUUCCAAAGCCACGGUUUAACAUUCGACCUGGGUUACAAAAACAAAAAAAGAAACGAAAAAAGAAAAGAAAGCAAGUAAGGACCACUGACCAGUUUAACUGUGCAAUCCUGGAACACGUUAACGAGAAUCCAUUUUAACAUAGUGAAUUUUUAAGUGUCGUUUUCCGUGCUGUGGGAACGCUCGAUUGGACACAAAUAUUGGUUUCAUUGGGUGUCCUAAUGUUUUGAUUCCUUCCUAAAUGGACAAAAGGGUUUUAGUCUGGUUAAAAUUCUGUCUGAACUGAUGGUGCCCUUUUUUUUUUCCUCCUAUAAGCUACCGUCGGUUCUCAAACACGAUUACCCUUUUUCUCAUUUUCUCCAUUUUCCUUUGUCCAGUGAAAGAUGUGUUGUAAAUCACUUCCUCGUUUCAAUUGUGCCUUUGUAAUUGAAAGGCUGCUUAAUCUAUUCCAAAUGCACUAUUGGACUUCAGUGGAUUUCAGAACCCAGGCCUCUUGUUGGGUUUUCCUCGUUUUUAAAAAAAGAACUAGUAAAAUGAACUUAACUGAGGAGUUUUAACAUUAGAAUAAAUAGGGACGCCAGCUGUUAAGCUUUCUCUUUUUCAAAAGAUCAUGCAAUUAGAACCAACCCUGAGGGGAGUGAUUUAUCUUUUGAAGCAUAUGAGGAUUUCUUGAGAAACGUCACUGGAACUGUCCCCACGUCUUUGGCAUCCCCCUUUAUAAAAAACAAACAUAAAACUCGAGUCCCAGAAUCUUUAAAGGCCACUGUUUCCAACAACAGCUGAAGUGUGCAUUUAACAAAAGAAGACCGUAUUUGCACACAGUAAUACCGUCUUCAAAACAAAAAAAAAAAUCCAGCAUGUAAGCACAUAACUAAUUAUAAAACUGACUCUCUUCAAGAAAAGUGACUAAUGCUUCAAAAAUGAUGUGUAUUAAAUCAAAUAAAGGUCUUUAUUAAUAUUCAUUAUUAGUAGCAAGCUGUUGACUGAAUUUGAAGAUCCUGCCUAAUUUCUUCUGCAUGUGACUUUAGCUUUAGGAAAAAAAUGCAAAGGUAAUACAUACUAGUGGAAAGGAAAAGGUGGUUAUAUUUUUAAUGACCCUUAUGAAUUCCCGUAAAUAUCCCUCCAAUUUUGCAUCGUAUGGUUUUAGCAUUCCAUCUUAUUUAACAGACGGUCCUCCGUAACCCUGAUGAAAGUGUUUUGAAUUAAAAUGAUCAAGUUGUAUGUACUGUACUUAAAUCAUCAGCAGCGUGUCUUUAAACAUAUCUACAGAGGAAAUUUGCCAUAGAAAAGAUGACGUGAAACUAGGUACACUUGGAUAUUUUCUUUGUCAGUUCAUAUACUCUGUGUAUAAAAAGCUUAUUUUGUUAUUGUUGUGAAAAGGAUCUAUAAUGGAAAACACCUUUCUGGAGGUGUAGAGCUCAUUUGGGGGGGGGGAAAAACCGCUUCUGAAUCGAAGCUAAACUUUCUGUAGUAAGGACUAUAACCAUGUUACACUCCUUUUAAGACACCCUGCGUAUAUUCUUGGAAAUGUUGCUCUAAAUUCUCUGGUCCAGGACCACAGCCUCAACUGGGUGUGCGAGACCAUUGGAUGCUGGCUAAAAAUGGAAUAAAUGAUUGAUGGCUCCUUUUGAUUUUUUUUUUUUGAAGCGCUCCACGCAGUUAAUGUUCCUACUCUGAGGCUAUAAACAGCCUCCCCAAAUACCCUCCUGAAUUGGAUUGGGAAUAAACUAACUGUGGCUGAAAUGUAGACUGCAGAACGUGCCUAGAACCAGGUGGCCUAUCGUGUUUCCAACUUGCGUGAGAAUUUGCAGGGAGAUUCUACUGUUGUAUGGUACUCUCCCAAGCGCUCAGUGCAGUGCUCUGCACACAGUAAGCACUCAGUAAAUUUGAUUGAUCGGCAGGACUGUGAAAUGUAUCGAAGAGUGUACGCGCACCGUGUGUGUAUGUUGGUGUUGAGUGACUACAUUAUUCUCCACGUAGCCGCAAUUUUUUAAAAAAACUUUUUUUUCCAAAAACUCCCCAAUUCCUUUAUUGUGCAGCCAGGAGGAUAUACUGAAGUCACCAAACUCAUUUCUCUCAUUCAGAAUGCCGCUCCGUAGAGAAAGCUAUCGAGUAAAUUAGUCAUGCGCACGUACAUCAUUGUGAAACCUAAAGACCGUUACUCUUUCAACCUCGUAAACUUUUGACACCUUCAGAUCUGACCUGAACCUUCAUAAAGGUUUUGGAAACUCCAGCCCUCUGUACUGUGAUGCUGGUUGGAGGUGGACUUGGGUUUUCACGUUAAUUUCUCCCCGAACCUGAGCGCCUGGGAUUCCUACCGCGGCCGGUUAGGGCAAAGCGCCCCAUUCGAGAAAUCGUCUGUUUCAUGUGAGCGGGUCGACCCCGUCAUUCGGUUUCAAGCCAGGGUUCCUGUGAUAGCGGUGAUUGCAGGUGUUCUUGUUUGGAACGUUCUCAGUGUCACUGUAACCUGCCAGAUUAGUUGGGACCCAGCGACGCUGCUCAGUCCUAUAACUCCUAAAAGAAAGCACACACCUUAUCUGCUGAGUAGGAAUGCUAUUUUGGAAUAAACAGCCAUUGAACAUGUAUGCUAAAGCUCGGGACCAGGGAAAUGUGCAUUCAUCAUUCUGUGUCCUUACACCUUUCCCCUUGCGCUCCCCUGUUUCAGGAACCAUUCUUCUCAAAGCAAAAUGGAACUCGUCAUUUUUUCUAAGAUUUAAAUAGAAGCGUUUAUUGGGUGCCUUUGUUUGUAAACCAAAAAUAAUAAAUGAAUCCCUAGAA